Chrysoperla carnea is the source of this 1617-nucleotide messenger RNA. RefSeq names its product CD2 antigen cytoplasmic tail-binding protein 2 homolog (gene holn1). The transcript is spliced from 3 exons. Bases 88 to 1104 code for a protein of 338 amino acids. Lineage: Eukaryota; Metazoa; Arthropoda; Insecta; Neuroptera; Chrysopidae. Gene Ontology annotation, cellular component: U5 snRNP. Gene Ontology annotation, molecular function: protein binding. The record is from RefSeq and is a predicted model, not a curated record.
UUGCAUUUCAGGCAAGUACAUGAAAAAUUGUUAAAAACAUUAUAAAACAAAUGGUUUGUAAAUAAGUAUUGUAUAAAAGUGGUAAUUAUGUCGAAACGAAAAUUUGUUGAGUUUGAUAAUGAUGAUCUAUCGGAACUUAUUGAAAAAGGUUCGAAAAUACAAAAGAAACAAGACGAUAAGAAAAAACAUUCACUAGAUUCAGAUGAAGAGGAUGACAAUAAUGAUGCAUAUGAUAUUAUGCACGAAGAUGAUAUUGAAGGAGCUGAAGAUGGUGUCGCUGAAAUGGAUGGCGAAACCAGGUAUACGGCUUUUAAUAUGAAAGAAGAAAUGGAAGAAGGUCAUUUUGAUACUCAGGGGCAUUUUCUAUGGAAAAAAGAAAAAUUAAUACAAGAUAAUUGGUUGGAUAGUAUUGAUUGGCAAAGAAUUAAAAAAAUUGAUAAUAAAAGCAAAAAAAGCAGUGAAGAAAAAGGUUUAGGUGAAGAUAGUGACAGUGAAUCCGAUUCAGAAAAGCCAAGUGAAAUAGAAUUAUAUAAAAAAAUUGUUGAAUAUUUGAAACCUAAAGAGACGGUUGCAAAAGCUAUUAAACGUUUAGGUGGUCAACAAAAAAUAUCAAGUCAAGAACGAUGGAAACGAAAAAAAGCGGGUCUUGAUGAACCAAAACCCUCCGAAGAAGUUACAAAACUAACGGAAUUUGCUAACAUGUUGUUAACAGCGACAGGAAAUAUGGAUAUUUAUCAAGAAACGUUUGAACAAAUCACGAAUAAAAUUCAAUCGAUUGGUAAAAAGAGUAUGAAAGAAGACGCUGUUGAUGAUAUGUUUGCCGAUGAUUUUGAAGAAAAAGAAAAAUCGAAAUUAAGUGAAUCAACUUCUAAUAAUGAACCAGGUACAUCGUCAUCUUCUGCUGAUGCUACUGCUACAAAUUCAACGAAUUGGGAAUUUAAAUGGACACAAGAUGCAACGGAAGUAUAUGGUCCACAUACUACUCAACAAAUGCAACAAUGGGUAGAAGAAGGUUACUUUAAAACUGGUGUUUGGGUGAGAAAGAUUGGACAAGAAGGUCCAUUUUAUACAUCAUCUAGAAUUGAUUUUGAAUUAUAUUAUUAAAAAUUAGGAUAUACCUCCAGCCAUUUCUACUAGGUCCCAUUUUGUGUGAAGGUCAUUUUUCACUGCCAUACGCAUUUGCUAUUUCCCAUACCACGCAAUAAUUUCCAUCUCUAGUUCUUUCCCAGACAACUCUGAAAAUGGAAUGUUAUUGAAGAGGGGAAAAAUUUUUUACAAAAAAUGUCUUGCUCCAUGAGCUUAUAAAGAGACAGAGACACUACAAGCCGCUUUUCAUAAAAAUUGGAAACAUAGUUUAGAAUUUGAUAAAACAUAGUAUAGGGUAAUUUUGGCCAAAAAAAUACAACAAUCGGGUUUAUUUAGCGAUUGGGUGAGUAGCUUUUGAGAUAUAGCCUACAGUCCUCUAUGAAGACCUUUACUCGUAGUUAUUUUGAAAAAUAUUGAUGUAUUCUUGGGUUCUACCAUAAUCCAAAAAAAUGCAAAUUUGUACUGUUUGAAUAAAUGACUGGAAUUUCACCACUCGCUAAGCCGUGCGUGAUUUUAGUUGAUAUCUCAGAA